AUGUUAAUAUUAAUCGAGACUCCUGCUGGAUUUGCCCUCUUCCAAGUGGCUAACACUAAGGCACUUAACAAAAUUGAGAAUAUCUACGAUUACUUGCAAAAUGAGAAGCAAGCUAAAAAAUUGUAAGCAUUUGCAUAUAAAAUGAUCUUAGGAUUACACCUUUUGCUUUCUAACAAUUUAAAGAUACAUAGGAAGCUCUUAUUGCCACUAGUAAGCUUAUUAAUGGUAAGAUUCCUAAGAAACUAAGUAAGUUUUUGGAAAAGAAUGUAAUUUCACAGGAAGUUUAAGAUUAAAUAGCAGGUAUCAAUAGAUUAUAUAUUUUAUAGUUUAAGAUAAAAAAUUAGCUAAGUAGCUUCAAGAUUAACUUGGAUUAAGUUGCAUUUAAACACCAGUCACAGAACAAUUGUUUAGAGGCAUUAAAUCACAAUUAACUAAUUUAAUUGAAGGCUUAAGUGAAGCUGAACUCAAAAAUAUGACUUUAGGUUUAGCACAUGGUUUGUCUAGAUAUAAGUUAAAAUUUUCAACUGAAAAAGUGGACACCAUGAUUAUUCAAGCUAUAGCUCUUCUUGAUGAUUUAGAUAAAGAAAUUAAUAAUUAUAUGAUGAGACUUAGAGAAUGGUUUGGAUGGCAUUUUCCAGAAUUAGGCAAGAUCAUUACAGAUAACUUGAUUUAUGCUAAGAUUGUUAAAGCCAUAGGUAUGAGGAUCAAAACAAGUUAGACUGAUCUUUCUGGAAUUUUACCAGACAAUCUAGAAGCAGAUGUCAAAUAAGCAGCAGAAGUAUCUUUCGGUACUGAAAUCACAGCAGAAGAUGAAAAAUUUAUUCUUUGUUUGGCUGACUAAGUAAUCGAAUUAACAGAUUACAGAGCCUAAUUAUCAGAAUAUUUGAAAAAUAGAAUGUAAGCUAUUGCCCCUAAUCUUACAACCAUGGUUGGAGAAUUAGUUGGAGCAAGACUCAUAUCCCAUGCUGGAUCUUUGGUUAAUUUAGCUAAAUAUCCAGCUUCAACAGUUCAAAUCUUAGGAGCUGAGAAAGCAUUGUUUAAAGCUAUUAGAACUAAACAUAACACACCAAAAUAUGGUUUGAUCUUUUAAGCCAGUUUAGUUGGAAGUGCUCCUGCUAAAUUGAAAGGUAAAGUUUCCAGAACAUUAGCUGCUAAAACAGCCUUGUGUAUUAGAUAUGAUGCUUUAGGUAUAUUUUAUUUAUUAAAUUAUUCUAGGUGAGGGAUAAGAUGCUGAAUUUGGUAUCACUAAUAAAGCCUUUUUAGAAAAGAGAGUUCAUUAAUUAGAGGAAGGAGUAAACUAUAGAGAUGUGAAAGCACCAUAAAGAGGAAAAGCCAAGCCUGUUUCCUCUUAAGCUCAAUAUUAAGAAGAAGCAGACUUUUAACCUUAAGGAGCUACAUGGAUGUAGAAAUUCUCAAAAGGUGAAGAUAAAAGAUAGGCAUCAGAAGAUUUAACAUAAAACUAAAAGUUCAAGAAGGUGAAAUAGUAAUGAAAG
Paramecium pentaurelia is the source of this 1493-nucleotide messenger RNA. The record is from the annotation of a GenBank genome assembly. NCBI's taxonomy places the organism in Eukaryota, Ciliophora, Oligohymenophorea, Peniculida, Parameciidae.